UUAUUAAUUAUGCUUUUGUAGCUCUCAUCCCUAAUAAUUGAAUAAGAGGUAUUCAGAAAAGCAGUAUAUAUGUUGCUGAUUGUAGAAUGCACUCUAGUUGUAAACAACAUUUACAGCAGCAACAACGACUAAAGUUAAUAGCUUGCGACUUGCUUAACUGUAACGCAAGCACAGCUGCAAUGUACACGCGCGUAGAUAUGUAUGCAUAGAACAACGCACAACGCACAACGCAUGCGUAAAAGUCGACUGCGCAGUAAAAUGUCCAUUGUGGGCGAAUGUCUACGCAGCAGCCGACGUCAGUCCACUAAACGGAACCGGCAAGCUGCGCUCGCAUUCUCGAUUUCAUUCUCGAUCUAGUUUGAAGCGAAAGGCUCGUCCGAACGGCACUGUCGCUGCGGAUGUCGCAGCCGGCGACAAAACGCCACGACCUGGCGGGGACUACGUUUAACGGCACGCAAAACGCCAAAACAAUUUCAGUCCCCAUUGAGAAGUCAAUGUGUGCAAUUGUUAAUUCGUUCCAUCGUCCAUUCGUGCAAUUAUAUUGAACUCGUUAUUAGCUAGCCUGGUUAACUCGCUGAUUCUUACUUGGUUGUUAAAUUAUCAACAAAACGUGCCAAACAAGUCAGUUGCUUAGACAGAGUGUGUGACAUAGUGCGUCCUGUUGGUGCAAAAAGCAAAGCAGAAAGCAUCAAAAAAGUAUUGAGAAAUAAAUUGCAAUUCGCAAAUUGCAAAGAACCUGUCUGUCGGCUAGCGUUUUUCGCUUACAACGAUCAUCGAUUGUCUGACCGAUACGCCAGUUGGUGUUUUACAGUUUUGGCAAUUUUCGCUUUUCCUUUCCAUACGCCAUUCGCUGUGGAGUUUUUCCUUUUUAUUUCGGAACUACUGUAUGCAGGUGUGUGUUUAUCAACACAAAAACAAUUUAUGUUUUUUACGAGUAAAUUUUGAAAGAAGGGCGAUGAAAAGUUAAUGUAAUAAAAUUGGAGAAAAAUCUUUAGAACAGAAGACAGAUAUCAAAAAGGAGCAACAGAUAUCGAGAAUAAAAGCAGCGACAGGACAGACGACGAGUUUGCGCAGCAUAGGCAGACGAUUCAUAAUCGGUAACAGCCUUCGCCAAUGAGCUUUAAAUGAAAGUGUUUCUGCCAAACUGUCAGAAUAGUCUUGAAGUGCUAGCUCAGAUGUCUAGUUGAGCUGCGAUCGAAGCAAAACGCAUCCAUGUGCAUUUAGACGUGACAAAGCGGAAACAUUCAAGUCGAUAAAGCGAUAGGAAAAAAGUGAAGCUUAAUAUAGUAAGAAUAUUGCGUGCAUUUCAAUAAUUCAAAUCAUUCUGUGAAUUGCAAACGUGUUUGAACUAAACAGAGUGUUUCAAUUAGUGUUGGAUCAGAGCGCCUAGGCGGGAAAAGUAUACGAGCAAACUAAUAGAUAACACCAAACAAUCAACAUAACCAGCAACAACCAACGACAACAAGAAUAACAAUAACAAGCGUAGUUACAACUAGCUAGGGCAAUAUUCUAUAUGUAAAGCAACAACAACAGAAACAAAGGAAAAGCCGUGGAAAAUAAAGUACUGCAUUAAAAUCGAACGGCGAAAGUCAACGUGCAACAAGCAAGCUUGAAACAACAGCCAAGCUGCAGCGUUCGUGGCAGGAAUCAGUGAGAAUCUGAGUUUGUGUGUCGUUUACAAUAACUAACCACAACAAUUGCGACAGAAGCAACAUUAGCUACAACAACCAGAAGCUUACGUACAAAUCGACACGGCAUAGACAAAUACUAGCACCGUUAGCACAAUGGCCUUAAUUAUGAAAUACAUUGACAGUAUGCAGAGAUAUAUGGACUCACAUGGCGAUUCAAGGACGAAGGAUUGGCCGAUGAUGUCAUCACCAUUCCCCACAUUAGCAGUUUGCCUCACAUAUGUUUACUUAGUUAAGGUGCUUGGCCCACGAUUAAUGGAGAAUCGUAAACCAUUCCAGUUACAAAACACACUGAUAUUUUAUAACGCAGUACAAGUGAUAUUUAGUGCAUGGCUGUUUUACGAGAUAGCAUUUUCCGGUUGGCUAACGGGGCAUUAUAACUUCCGAUGUCAGCCAGUCGAUUAUAGUAAUAACCCUAGAACAUUAAGGAUGGUUCACGCGUGUUGGUGGUACUACUUCUCCAAAUUCACUGAGUUCAUGGAUACGAUCUUCUUUGUGCUGCGCAAGAAGACGAGUCAAGUAACAACGCUGCAUGUCAUCCAUCACGGCUGCAUGCCGAUGUCUGUCUGGUUUGGUGUCAAGUUCACACCAGGUGGUCACAGCACUUUCUUCGGUCUGCUCAACACAUUCGUGCACAUCGUUAUGUAUACGUACUAUAUGUUUUCGGCCAUGGGUCCACAGUUCCAGAAAUAUUUGUGGUGGAAGAAGUACUUGACCACACUGCAAAUGGUACAAUUUGUGCUGAUCAUGGUGCACGCCUUCCAAUUGCUCUUCAUCGAUUGCAACUAUCCAAAGGCGUUCGUUUGGUGGAUCGGUAUGCACGCUGUGAUGUUCUUCUUCUUGUUCAAUGAAUUCUACAAGAACGCUUACAAGGGUCGCCGCACGAAACACAAAAAUUUAUUGAUGUUCAUUUUGCAGCGCAAAGAGAAGGACGACGACGAGGUGGUGGAAGUGAAGCAGAAGAAUAGCAACAACAAAGCCGCUGAGGGUGAAGAGCAGAAAGCAUUACUCGCCAACGGUCACGUAAGCAAUGGUGUCAUCAGUAAUGGCAGCGUAGCCAACGGUUACCCGAAGAAUGGCUACAAAACGGCGUCGGCGUCGACGACAGCGUCCACACUGAUCAACGGCAGCGGCGCCAGCAUAAACGGCAGCGUCAAAGCGUCGGCGGGGAACGGCAGCGUGUACAAGAACGGCGAGGCGCCGUUGCUGGCCAACGGACACAGCAAAAUGGUGGGCGGGGAAUUGGACGCGCAGCUGACACAACGCAAAUUGCAGCAACAACAAAAAUAAUAUAGGGCCACAGGCGGCGUUGUGGCGCAUACGAUGGCUACGGCGUCGGCAGCAAAGCAGACCACAACACACAAAACUAAGAAAACACAAAAACAAUUACAAAAACAAAACAAAGCUAAAAAUCAAACAUAAAAAAUACAAAAAAAAAAAAUAACGCUAAACACAACAACAACAAUACGCAAAACAAAGCCAGAAAAAUAAUAUUAUAAUUAAUGAAUUAAUUAAAGGUUAGUUAUUAUAAGAGGAAAUUAAUUAAUUAUAGCAUGUGGUUGCAAAAUCAAAAACCGCGCGGAAAAAAAAAAGAAGAAAAAGUUAAUAAGCAUUAAUUUUUUAUUAUAUAUCUUAUACACAUACUGCAUUAAAAUUAAAUUUAUAAAUUUAUACACAUACACACACAUACAUACACAAGCCAUAUACACAACAUGCAUGCGCAUGCGCAUACUUAGAAAAACAACAAGUAGCAGGUAACUUUUUGCCACGCGUGUAAGAAACCGAGAAAGAAAUAAUAAGCAUAAAGACAAAACUGCUUAGCAGGAAAUAGUAAACAGGGCGUAAAUAGCGUAAGCAAAGCGUUGCCAACCAUUUGCAAGUGUAUAAUUAGUGCGCUGCGAUUUGCUGCUUAACUUAAAACGAACUUUCAAUUUGUAUUUAUUUUUUUUAUAAACUUUCUAUGUAAACAAAUAAACUUGCGAAUAGUGUUGCGCAAAAAUGUUGCUAAUAGAAGCGUUUCUCACUUGUUUUACGACUUAAAAUUUAUAUAAACAUUUGCAUGUUUUUCACUUGUUUCAUUUUUAAAUAUUUUGAUAAUUAUGUUUGAAGUCAGUUAUAUCGUUUUUAAAUAUCUGAUAUACUUCAUUUUAUAAUUUUUAUGUAAUGAAUUUAAUCAAUAACUAAAGUUUUGUAUAGCAAAAUUUCCUUAGAAACCUAUAUUAUUUCUAAUCUUAAUAUCUUUAAUAGAUAAAUUCCAAAUUGUACGUUGAAUCUGUUUAUAACUGAAAAAAAAUCUCGAAAAAAUAUUUCGCAGAAAUGUUGCUGCAAAAUAUGAAAAAAAAGUCUAGCAACAAUGUUGCUGCAAAAUAUGAAAAAAAAAUUCUCGCAACAAUGUUGCUGCAAAAUAUGAAAAAAAAAUCUAGCAACAAUGUUGCUGCAAAAUAUGAAAAAAAAAUUCUCGCAACAAUGUUGCUUGCAAUAUAUCCAUUAUCAAAAUAAAUGAUUAUUUACUAUUUUUUAUAUAUUGCUAUAUUCGAAACGGUAUUUUGUAUAUACACUCGUAAACUCCGUUACCCCAGCUUUAUUUUCAACAACAGCAUAUCGCGCAGCACUAAGCAUACACAAAUUACAAACUUAGCAAUAAACUUAUACAACGCAUACACACAACUACAUUUGCAACUGCAUUUUCCACAUAUAUACGUAUGUACAUGCGUAUAAGUAAAUAAAUACAUAAACACAUAAAUAUAUGUAUAGUGAUAUAUAUGUAUAGUAUAUAUUUAUGCAUAUAGGGUAUAAAUUGAUACAAAAAUGUACACAAACGAUUGCAACUACGCUUGUAGGGAAAACAAAAACAAUAUACAAUACAAAUAAAAUAUUAAUUUAUAAUAAAACAACAAAUAAAAUACUGGUUUAGGUAUACAAUUAAAUACGAUUUAUAUUACCGUUACAUUUGCUAAUUUACGAUUUACGAUAUAUAUACACAUACAUAGGUACAUACAUAUAUAUUUGUAUUUAUUUGAAUGUAAAGUGUUCUGUAUCGAACAUUUGAGUUUACUUUUAUUUUGUUGUUCUGUUGUACAAAAUCGAUUAUAUAUAUAAUAUUGUAAAGAUCUUAAAGUAAAAAAUAAAAAUAUUAAAUGUUAAACGAAAACUAUGGAAAAUCAAGUCAUUUAAAUCGCAGCAAAGAGAAUCAUAUUUAUAAAUACAUACGUACAAAGAGGCAAAAGCAACAACAACAAACAUGUACGCAAUGAAAACUAAUUGUGAUCAAUAAUUGCUAGCUGAAAAAUGAAAUUAAUUAGUCUAAAAUAAUUAAUUAACUAACUAUGUAAGGCUUAGUAAGCGAGAAGUGUGUUUGAUAAGUUAAAUAAAUAAAUAAAAAAAACUCUAUACAUAUUAAAAAUAUGUGAAAAAAUAAAUAUAUAUUUAAAAAAAAAAAGAAUGUGGGUCAAAGAAUACAUGACAUAGCUUAUUAUUAAAAAAAUAACAACAACAAACAAAAGUUACAGCGAACUUAAUUAGGCGCAUGCCACACUGCAUGCGAAAAGUAUGCUACCAGGUCGGCUAACCGAAGCGUGUGCGCCACUCUUCCGCAUGAGUCAACGCUGCGGCGCAUAAACUAUAUACAUAUUAACGGACAUUCGGGGUAUGUGGGAAUGUGUUAGUUGAACUUUGUGAGCGUUUAGAAAUAUUUGUUUAUAAAUACAUAAUAAUUUCUUAUAAUAUAAGAGCAAUCCUGUAAGCAGUAAUUGUCGACACACAAAGCAACAAACACAUACAAACCAAUGAAAAAUCAAAAAAAUUAAUAAAAAAUUACAAAUUAAAGAGAUAAAAUAAAAGAAACUGAAAAUACACAAACAAAACACUUGUAGUUUAUGAAUGAAGAGUAAAGCAAAGGCGAAAUAACAAAAUAUACAACCAAAAAAGUGAUGAAAAAAGAAAAAAAUUUAUAACAAAUAAUUACUGCGCUAAUUAAAUAAAAAAAAUUAAAAUGUAAAUACAACAACUAUUUGUAUUUAUUUCAAAGACACUGCAGCAAUUUGUAGUGCAGAUUAGUAAAAAUGCAAAGCAAAAAAUUAAAAAAGUAUAGUAUAAAGUCAAGCAGUUAGUCAAAAAUAAUUUAACAGCGAAACUCUAGCCAAAAAUAAAGUGAAACAAAUUUUUUUUUAAAUUAAUUAAUUGUGUUAUACAUGUACAUAUGUAUGUCGAGCAGAUUAGCCUUUGAAGCUUAAACAAAAUAUUUAGGAAAGCAUUAAGUCUUACAUUUCGUGUGUUUGUAGUAUUCACUAAGCAAUCAUAUUCUAAAUAAUGAAGAAAAUAACAACAAACACUACUGAAGUUGGAAUUGCGCAGUUGAAAAGUGAAAAGUAUUGAUUAAUAUUGCAGUCGUAGAACAUUGGAACUAAAAUUUUAGUCUAUAUAUACAUUAAUACACAGAUAUACAUAUAUGUGUAUAUGUACAUAAAAGCAGUACUUCUAAAUUGCGUAACUUCUAUGUAAAUUCAAGCGACUUGAAGCUGAGAAAACCAAUAUUUUAGUACAUUUUAGAGCUAACACUAGAACUAGAGCUAGGAAAUCCUUUCAAAUUUACAUAUUUGCAAAAAAAUUUCACGAACUUGGACACUGAAGCAUACAUAUACAAUUCAAUUCAAAAAGCUUCUAAAAAGCUCAUGCAUCUUAUUUAUUUUUUGGUAAUUUAUUUAAUUUAAAUGAAAAAUUUAAUCGGACAUCAAAUAAUUGCUUUCAUUAGAAUUUUUUAAAAUAUAGGCUUAUGUGAGCUUUCAACAGUCACAUUAUGAUAACGGUAUUAAAUUUAGUAUCAUGUUUAAAGUUUUACCCCAGAAAGACUCUAAUCUAAAUUUAAUUUUAUUGUUUAGUGAUGACAAAAAUUUAUUGAAAAUUAGAAACGUAAUCAAAAAAAUCAAACUUUAGUGAAAGCUCACUUGCUUUAAUUUAAACAAAGAAAAUAAGAAAAAAACAGCUUUAAGGACAAAAAAAAGUUGAUUCUAAUAUUACAACGCGCAUGAAAUAAAUUAAAUAACUUAUCGAGUUGAUUUUUUCUACAAUUCUGGCAAACUUUCUAAUGAAAGCACAUAAAAUGUGAAAGGUAUAUAUAAAUUGUAGAUAAACUUUAAAAAACUGCCUUCACCAAAAAUGUUUAGAAAUCCUUUGUAAGCUUGACAUAAGCUUUGUAUACUUAUAUAUUUAUAAACUUUCAUUGCAUUUUGUUUGCACAUUGAUAAAGCUUUCACUGAAAAUUUAAAAAAAAUUACAAAAACACUUUAGAUUAUAUCUUACAUAUAUAUUUUAAGCUUAUGUUUCUACUGACAUAUAUUUGAUUUUGAUUACCAUGUUUGAAGAAGCUUUCACCAAGCACAAAAAGUAAAUUUGUUAUUAAGUUUUUCUUUAAAAAGCUCAUAUAUAGAAAACUUUGUAUCGCUAUCAACCAAUUCAGAACUGUUUCACUGCAUUUAGUUAAGCUCUUUAGAAAGCUUUCAGUAAUAAGAAAAAUUCAUAAUAAACACAAAGUAACUAAACCAUGAGUGCAACAAAAAAAUCAUAAACAAUUAAACCUCCCACCCUUUACUGCACAGCUAUGGACAGUAGUGUUUGAGACAAAUCGCAAUAUUACAAAAAAAAAAAA
This is a messenger RNA of Bactrocera oleae (olive fruit fly), 7332 nucleotides long. Its product is annotated as very long chain fatty acid elongase AAEL008004. NCBI's taxonomy places the organism in Eukaryota, Metazoa, Arthropoda, Insecta, Diptera, Tephritidae. Gene Ontology annotation, biological process: very long-chain fatty acid biosynthetic process; fatty acid elongation, monounsaturated fatty acid; sphingolipid biosynthetic process. Gene Ontology annotation, molecular function: fatty acid elongase activity. Gene Ontology annotation, cellular component: endoplasmic reticulum membrane. The record is from RefSeq and is a predicted model, not a curated record.